CCCGUGCGAUACGCACGAGGCCGCGGCCACCCCUGGUGGCCCCGGUUUCCCAACAGAUAUCUCGUCCUUUCUCCCGGCCCGAUCGGCCAAGAUCCGAACCGACCACGACAACUGCUCCUCCGAGAGCCAGGGUUAGGGCGCCGGCGGGCUACGGUUGCCGCCGCAACAGGCCAGGGUUACGGCGCGUCCUGCCGACAACCCCGUUCGUGCGGUUACCCCGACGUAUCUACGCGCUCCCUUCCGGCGCGGCCAGCACCUCCGGCUCCGGCGAGAUCCAUGUAACAAAUCUAUCUGUACUUCGGUGCUACUUCUUUGGUGACACGCAGAUAUAUACACAUCUGUCGAUUCAGUCUAUUCUGAUGGACAAGGCAAACAACCAACAACGCUCUGUAACCGUAAGAGUCAAUAAGAGCGAUGCUUCCAAUAGGAUGAUGAGAUCGAAGGUGGCAGUGGAGCUUCACCUUCUACCCCAUGACGUUCUGCGCGACAUAUUGUCACGGCUAUCACUCAAGCAAGCCGUGAGGAUGAGCCUACUUUCUCGCGAGUGGAGGCGGCUACGGAUAUGCCCUCCGGACCUGGUGUUCACUGAAGAGACCCUAUUUGGCAGCAAUACAACCACGAUUACCGACCCCGAAUCCAUGGCUGCUGAAUUCCUGGAAUCAAUGAACAGUGAAUUCAUCACCAGAGUAGACAAUGUGUUGCGCGCGUCGUGCUCUACUUCCACUAUGAUAACUGCUAGUACAGUGAAUAAGUUUGUUGUCAAAUAUGGCCUCGGCAUAUAUCAUAAGAAUCACAUUGAUAGAUGGAUUGACUUUUCCACCGCGUCGAUGGCCAAACACAUUGGUCUUGAUCUCCGGGGAGACGGCUUUGCAGGUGGCAAAUAUGUUGUCCCACUGCGUAAACUCAGCGGUCCGAAUGGCUCUUGCGUCAAGUCUCUUGAUCUUGCUUAUGUCUGUGUAAAUCUGCCUGCUAGUUUCCGUGGUAUCACAAACCUGAAUAAACUCAGCCUGAAUAUGGUGUCCAUGGAUACACAUGAUCUCGAACGGUGA
Molecule: messenger RNA, 1049 nt
Organism: Triticum aestivum (bread wheat)
Lineage: Eukaryota; Viridiplantae; Streptophyta; Magnoliopsida; Poales; Poaceae
Product: F-box/FBD/LRR-repeat protein At1g13570-like
Exons: 4
Coding region: 360-1049 (229 amino acids)
Molecular function (GO): protein binding
Source: RefSeq, a predicted model, not a curated record